Cherax quadricarinatus is the source of this 1585-nucleotide messenger RNA. It is a transcript of the gene Ripalpha, whose product is annotated as RPA-interacting protein alpha. Gene Ontology annotation, cellular component: nucleus. The record is from RefSeq and is a predicted model, not a curated record. Lineage: Eukaryota; Metazoa; Arthropoda; Malacostraca; Decapoda; Parastacidae. Gene Ontology annotation, biological process: protein import into nucleus.
GAUCAAGAUCAUAAAACUAAAUAAGACACAGGUAGUGGGGAGACACCAACAACAUUCAGCUGACACUUAAAACAUCCUCAGAAAAACCAUUAUUUCGACUUUACCAGCGGUUUAAAUUGGGUUUAUCGGUGGUUUACGGCGAGAUAAGUGGUUUAGGGUGAUGGAGAGUGGCCAGGGUGGGCCACUGGGGGCCACAGUGGCCCACAGGAAGCUAUAUAAGAACCCCAGAGGACGAACUCCGCCCUGGAAAGAUAUUUAUCGUAAACGUUGCAUGGAACGGCUGCGGUGGAACCGGUCGCAGGUGGUGCAGCGCUUUCGCUCGUCCGGUCAGCCCCUGGGCGAAGACGACCCCACUCAGCUGGUGCAGGAUGUGAUGGAGAUGGAGUGGGCCGCCCUCAACCGCUGCUCCAACUUACUGGCCGUCAAGAAAAGCUUGGAUGGUUCGGAGGUGGAGGAGGAGCCCUGGAUGUCUGUUAUGGAGGAGAUACAGCAAGAACUGGUCAAUCAAGAGGAACGACUACUGGUAGACAUUAUGAAGUAUGACGCCGCGGCCCUGGCGAAUCAAGUGACCUUACAGCAGUCUGAGGAGGUCAUUUGUCCUGUGUGUCAGAGGCACGGAUUGCAGGAAUCACAGAGACGACCAAGCGGAGCUUCUAUCACAACCAUUGGUAGCGAGUCCGGUGCUAACGUUCUGGUCUGUGGAUGCGGCUUGGCUCUACAAGGUGCUAAUCUAUCUCUCAAUACAGUAAAAUCGAGCCUAGAGAACACAAUAUCACACCACGGGCAGACGUGCGAGGGACAGAUGUCCUUCACCGAGACCACUGACACGCAAGGCGCCAAUGUGCUCAUCACUUGCAGCAUCUGUGACUGGAUGUCCUUCCUCUUGUAGGAGCCGGCCCAGCAGUCAAAAGUCGUGUCGGAAGUAGCCCGGCGCGCCGGUGUUUCUCGAAUGGGGGGCCACAACUCCCAGUCUUCAAUGACUGGUGAACGAUUUGCCUGCUGGCCACUAUCAACAACAGCCUGGUUGACCAGGUAGCCUGGGCUGGGAGAAAUACUGUCAUAGACCAUUAAGACACUGAAGAUGGCUGUGAUUACACUGAUUAAUCUCAUUUACACGUAAAAUAAUAAAUGUGCAGUAACUCCUCGACUUACAAACACAUUUUUGACCUCCUGAACUGUGUAUAAUAUCAUUAUUUUGUAUACCAUUAUUCACAAUACAGAAGGUCUCCAAUGCAUUGAAGACUUCCCAUAUUAUGGACAUUAUACACAAUACACAAGAUUCUCAAACCAUACCACGGGUGGGGUUAGAACCCGCGAUCAGAGAGUCUCAAAACUCCAGACCGACGCGUUAGCCACUGGACCAGUUGCUAACGAGUUGGUCUGGAGUUUUGAGGCUCUCUGAUCGCGGGUUCUAACCCCACCCAUCGUAUGGUUUGUUUGCAUUCGUGUCAUUACGAUUUCGUGAGUCAAGAUUCUCAAUGUGUUCGAGAAUCGAGGAAUUCCUGUACAAUAUGCUCGGACGUUUCCACUAACUAGGAUAUUUUUUAGCGUUAGUAAUCAAUAAAAAAAUAAAUUUUGUAUUCAA